Acanthosepion pharaonis is the source of this 471-nucleotide messenger RNA. The record is from the annotation of a GenBank genome assembly. Lineage: Eukaryota; Metazoa; Mollusca; Cephalopoda; Sepiida; Sepiidae.
AUGAAGACAUCUCUUCUCUCCCAUAAAGACAUCUAUGAAGCCAUCUCUUCUCUCUAUAAAAGAGCAUCUAGCAAACCAUCUCUUCUCUCUAUAGAAGACAUCUAUGAACCAUCUCUUCUCUCUAUAAGACAUCUAAGACCAUCUCUUCUCUCUAUAAGGGCAUCUAUGACCAUCUCUUCUCUCUAUAAAGUCAUCUAUGAAGCCAUCUCUUCCUCUAUAAAGAACAACCAUGAAGCCAUCUCUUCUCUCCAUCUCUUCUCUCUAAAAAAGACAUCUAUGAAGCCAUCUCUUCUCUCUAUAAAGACAUCUAUGAAGCCAUCUCUUCUCUAUAAAUACAACUAUAAGCCAUCUCUUCUCUCUAUAAAAGACAUCUCUUCUCUCUAUCUCUUCUCUAUUUACUUCUAUAAAGACAUCUAUGAAGCCAUCUCUUCUAUUUAUAAAGACAUCUAUGAAGCCAUCUCUUCUCUCUAA